AUGGGCAACGUAGUCUUGGUUACUGGUGCGUCUCGCGGGAUAGGCCUGCAAUUGGUGAAAACUAUCAUGGAGAGAGACGCUGACUGCGUGGUUUACGGUGUAGCAAGAACAGAAGAUAGUCUGCAGUCUUUGCAAAAGGAAUACGGCGCAGACAGGUUUAUGUACCGUGCCUGUGACAUUACGGACAGGUCACAGGUGGCAGCUCUGGUCGAAGAAAUCCGAAACAAGCAGGGAAAAUUGGAUAGUAUCAUUGCGAAUGCUGGAAUGUUAGAACCGGUGAAGUCUAUCUCCCAGUCCACCUCCGAGUGUGACAUCAACCAGUGGGAACGGCUAUUCGAUGUGAACUUUUUUAGCAUCGUCACUUUGGUGACGCUGUGUUUACCCCUGUUGAAGAGCUCGUCAAAAGUUAGCAGCAUCGUCUUUGUCAGCUCUGGGGCCAGUGUGAAGCCAUACAACGGAUGGUCUGCAUACGGCUGCUCCAAAGCCGCACUGAACCAUUUUGCCAUGGACAUCGCUAGUGAAGAGCCCAGUGACAAGGUCCGCACAGUGUGUAUUGCACCGGGCGUCGUGGACACGCAGAUGCAAAAAGAUAUCAGAGAGACGUUGGGCCCUCAGGGUAUGAAACCUGAGGCUCUCGAGAGAUUUACUCAAUUGUACAAGACCUCGUCGUUGUUAGAUCCUAAAGUGCCCGCAACAGUGCUAGCGCAGCUUGCGCUGAAAGGUAUUCCCGAUGCUUUGAACGGCCAGUAUCUCCGCUACAACGAUGACCGGCUUGUGCCGGUGCAGGGCUAA
Messenger RNA from Saccharomyces mikatae IFO 1815, 792 nucleotides. It is a transcript of the gene IRC24, whose product is annotated as sepiapterin reductase family protein IRC24. Gene Ontology annotation, cellular component: intracellular anatomical structure. Gene Ontology annotation, molecular function: oxidoreductase activity, acting on NAD(P)H, oxygen as acceptor. The transcript has a single exon. NCBI's taxonomy places the organism in Eukaryota, Fungi, Ascomycota, Saccharomycetes, Saccharomycetales, Saccharomycetaceae. The record is from RefSeq and is a predicted model, not a curated record. The coding region runs from base 1 to 792 and encodes 263 amino acids.